AAGCGUGUGUGUGUGUGUGUGUGUUUACUGGCAGCCUUUAUCAGUGAGUGCCAGCACACACACACACACACACACACACCAUAAGAAACACAGUCCUCUUCUGACAACACGCAGCACUGAAGUGAUUGGUAAGCAUGAAGGGGUUUCUGCUCCUGUUUCUGAUCCUCUUGUUUGGAGGUCAAAGGUCAUCAGCAUGCCCCCACCUUUGCUCCUGUCACGGCAGUCAAGUGAAUUGCAGCAGCAGGUCUCUCACCUCCUCCUUGCUGCCCACCGGUUUCCCUGCUGGGACCACCGAGCUCCAUCUCCACAACAACCUGCUCACCAGCCUCCCCAAUGGGCUUCUGGAUGAUGUUACCUCCCUUCGUUCAGUUUCCCUUCAUGGUAACCCCUGGAUCUGUGACUGUGGCAUCCUUUACCUGCGUGCCUGGCUGCUGCGCCAGCCUUUCAUGGUCAGGUCACACCUGGGCGUCAACUGCAGCUCCCCUCCCAGUCUGAGAGGCCGGCUAGUGGUGUAUUUAACGGAGCGGGAUCUCCUGGACUCCUGCCACUACUGGUACUGCGACUUGGCUUUGGCCUCGCAGGUGUGUCUGUUUGUGUUUGUGGUGGUGCAGGCGGCUCUGCUGGUGGCUCUCCUCGUGUUCCUGAAGAGGUUCGAGAGGCUGUCCAAGGAGGCGAAGAGAACCACAGAGGAGAGUUUCACAGCAGAGGAGGGUCUGAGGGAGAACGAGUACACGCAUUUAAAGGACAGCAGCAUCUGAGGUGGAGCUGUGAUGUGUGAUUGUUUGAUACAACAAUUUAUCAUUUAUCAUUUGCACAACGGAGGAAAAAAUAUCCCUCACAGACUUUUGUGUUUCAGAUUAUAAUUCCAGAGAUUUUGGCCAAAAUCCAUGUAGUUAAAACACUGAAUUUCAAUUAUCCAUUUUUAAAGGUUUCAUGUGGUUGAAGUUUGCUUAGCAACUUGAGAUGCUUUAUUUGAAGAUUUGAGCAAAUAAAAUAAGCUAAACUGAAUACUGAAUGAGAAAUAGUUAGGUCUGGUGUACUUCACGAGUUGCUGUUUAGGUGUUUGUGUGUGUGUGUUGAUAUGUGGCAAUUUUACAUGGUUUUGAAAUCACAUUUAUUUUAAUGUUUAUGUCACAUACAGUAAUUUGUCAUUUUCUACUUAUAUAUUCUGUUAAUUGACUGUACCAUUUUGCCAUGUUUAUGUUAGUUCCAUGUACCAUUUUAGAUUUAUGAAACUUCACUCUGAUCAUCACAACACAAAACAAAUGUUAAGUUUUAAUUAAAAUUAUCUCACAUUGUAUAACAA
Messenger RNA from Scatophagus argus, 1306 nucleotides. It is a transcript of the gene gp1bb, whose product is annotated as glycoprotein Ib platelet subunit beta. Lineage: Eukaryota; Metazoa; Chordata; Actinopteri; Scatophagidae. The record is from RefSeq and is a predicted model, not a curated record. Bases 135 to 758 code for a protein of 207 amino acids. The transcript has 2 exons.